This is a messenger RNA of Meleagris gallopavo (turkey), 1790 nucleotides long. NCBI's taxonomy places the organism in Eukaryota, Metazoa, Chordata, Aves, Galliformes, Phasianidae. The record is from RefSeq and is a predicted model, not a curated record.
AUGCCCCCGCCACCCCGACUGCCCCCGCACCUGGCUGUGCCCCCCCCGGGAGCCGUCCCUCCGGCCCUGCACCUCAACCCAGCCUUCUUCCCCCCACCCAGCGCGGCCCUGGGGCCUCCACCAGAUGCUUACGGCAAAGCUUUGACCUCCUACAACCACAGCAGCCGGGAGCUCGGUCCACCACCUGCCCCCGUGAGCGAGGUGGAGUUCGAGGAGAUCAUGAACAGGAAUCGGGCCAUCUCCAGCAGUGCCAUUUCCAAAGCAGUGUCAGGUGCCAGUGCAGGUGAUUACAGCGAUGCCAUCGAGACCCUCCUGACAGCCAUUGCAGUCAUCAAACAAUCCCGCGUUGCCAGCGACGAGCGGUGCCGCGUCCUCCUCUCCUCCCUCAAAGACUGCCUGCAUGGGAUUGAAGCCAAGUCCUACAGCACAGGCUCCAGCAGCAGCUCUGCCAGGAAAAGACACCGGUCUCGGGAGCGCUCUCCCAGCCGAUCCCGUGAAAGCAGUCGGCGGCACCGGGACCUCCUGCACAAUGAGGAUCGGCACGAGGAUUAUUUCCAGGAGCGGAACCGGGAGCAUGAACGGCAUCGGGACAGGGACAGAGAGAGGGACCGGCACCACUGAGACAGAAGUUUGUCAGUAAGUCAUUUUUAAUGGACUCGUAUCUCCUCACCUUGACCAGGACUACGCCACUGACGCUGCUUCACCCCUUGUCCACCACCCACGGCUCUUUUGGGGCACCCAAGGGACUCCCUGACACCUCGUGGCCUUGGGGCCUGAGCCCUUGCUCUCACCCACUGCUACUGCUGUUUCCAGGGGAGAGGCUGAAAGCCAGGGGGCCCUGCUCUGUGAAUACUUGGACCCAAAGAGAAAUGGUGCUUUAUUUUCAUGGAAGGAAGCUCGUGAGCCCUUUCCUUUCACAGCCUUCCAGGAGUGGCUGUAAGUGGAUGGAUCCUUGGGGGCACAGGGGCUCGGAGGCAUGCAGCUUUCCAUUUCAGCUGGAAGAGAGCUGGGCUGGGGUCACCCCCUUCACCCCAACUUUCACAGCAGGAUUACAGCCUCUGUGUUCAUCUCACAGAGCAGCAGCUCUGUCUGCCAGGAGUUGGUGGGGCCUCACAUGAAGCCAGCCUCUCCCACAGAGCCUUCCUUGUUUUAGAGGAAGCAGAGAAGGCAGAGCUGCAAACCCAGGGACUGUGUCCCCAUCCCAGCAGCAUUUCUGUGCUUGGUAGUGCACUUGCAAGCUGGGACAGGUGGUAGGGACAAGGCCACGAAGUCUCUAUGCCCAGCGGGGCUGCACAGUGCUGUGCACAGCUGUUUCAAGGCCCAGGAGGAGCUCAUACAAGUCCCUCCAACUAAGGUUGUGCACUGGAGGAGCCCAAUGGGUUCAGGCAAACUAAGGAGCCCCAAACCACUAGCCAGCCCCAGGGGAUGCCAGUUGGGUGGCAUUGCCUUCGGAACUUUUGCUGGACAGGAGAAACUCAGCUCCACAGGUCUUUUUUUAGGCUAAAAUCACAUGAAAGAAAAAUUCUGUCAAUUACCAUGAGGUGCCUGCUGGCUUAGCAGGUGAACACUGGGGGGAAGCAUUUGGUGAGUGAGUUCUGGUUUUUGUUUUUUUUCUACUUAAUGACACAAAUUUAUAGUUUUUUUCCAAUUAGUGGGGGGAAAGCGCAGAGCGAACCCCUAGUAACCACCCCACGAGGCGCUGCCCCUCCUGCCCGCAGUGACUAGGUUUGUUUGUCUUUCUGAUAGGUUGGAAAUUGUGUAAUAAACUUGAUGACAUUGUCAGUCUUUUA